Molecule: messenger RNA, 1230 nt
Organism: Closterium sp. Naga37s-1
Lineage: Eukaryota; Viridiplantae; Streptophyta; Zygnematophyceae; Desmidiales; Closteriaceae
Source: the annotation of a GenBank genome assembly
AUGAAGGUUCUCAUUGUCGGCGGCACGGGGUAUCUCGGCCAGUUCCUCGUCAAAGCGUUUCUGGAGGCGGGAAACACGGAGGCUGGUGGUUGCUCCACGUGCGAUGACGUGGCACUGACGUAUUGUUCAACCCCGCCAACUGCGGAGCAGGUGGCCGCGCUCGGCGGGCCGCGCGCGUUCCGCGUGGAUCUGGCGAGCGGCGACGGACUCGCGGCGUGCAUUGCGGAAUUCGGACUGCCGGACGUGGUGGUCAACUGUGCAGCCGUGUCCGUGCCAAGGCAGUGCGAGAGCGACCCUGCCCUGGCCAUGCGGAUCAACGUACCCUCCGCGCUCAUUGCUGCUCUGUCCGACGCCGCUGGGAGCAGUGCAGCAGGCAAUAAGAAUGGCGAUGGGAGUGGGAAUAAGGAGGAGGGAGAGGAGGGGUUGGAGAGGGAUAGGGAGCAGCAGCGCCUGCAGCUGCUGAUUCACCUCUCCACGGACCAAGUCUACGAGGGCACCAAGUCGUUUUACAAGGAGGAUGAUCCACUGCUGCCAGUGAACACGUACGGGAGGAGCAAGGUGGCAGGGGAGCAGGCCGUGCGCGAGCAGUGGCGGGGCAGCCACGCCAUUCUGCGCAGCAGCAUUAUCGUGGGUCCACCCCCACCCGUGCCUCUGAAAAAGACCCUGCCGCUGCAGUGGAUGGAUGGAGCACUGCACUCUGCGUUGGCAUCGGGCCAACCAGAGUCCUUUUUUGACGACGAGUACCGCUGCCCCGUCUACGUGCACGACUACCCCCGCAUUGUCCGGGCACUCAUGCAUCGACACGCCCAAGGCGAGCGCAUGGCCCUGACGUUGAACGUGGGAGGGCCGGACCGCCUGUCCAGAGCAGACAUGGCCGCAGUGGUGGCCCGGGUCAGGGGGUACCUCCUCCCUGCCUCCACCCCCACUGCUUCUGCUGGUGAUAAUGGUGCCGAUGCUGAUGAUUCUUCUUCUGCUUCUGCUACUGGUACUGUUGGUUCUGCUGGUGCUGCUGGUACGGCCGCCAGUGGCAGUGGUGGUGGUGGUGCUAGGACGUGUGUGAGCAGGGAGGGCGAUCUCAUCACCAGAGUACCUGCGGCCUCCAUGGCGAACCGAGGAGUGGCGAGUCCAGCAGACAUCUCAAUGGAGACACAGCGCAUUCAGCGAGAGCUCUCGCUCUCCCUCUCUCCCUUUGAACAAGCUGUGCGGCUCACCUUCGCUGCUGCACAGUGA